GCUAAACUGUGGUCAUGCGGUACGACGGAGCUGCUAACAUUUGUGCCUGAUUAAAAUUACAUAUAACAAACAAAACCUUUUUAUUGUUCCAUUUUCAUUACUGAUUACUGAGCGGAGAAGGAUCUUAAGCUCCGGUAGUUCGUUUAUGUUACGUGGCCAUUAGAAGUGUUCGUGUUUUCUAGUUUGGGGCUUUCAGGGGUCCUUUUAAUGCACAUGACGUCACAGCAUCAGCCCGUUUUUAUCCGUGUAGUAAAACAGUCUGUAAGCGCGUGUUAAUACCGGGUUAAUACCGGGUUAAUACCGGGUGAUUACCGGGUGAGUAGCGGGUUUACUCAGGCGUACAGCGGUGAGUGAUGGCGGCGGUGGAGGACAGCAGGAUGCCCGGGGUGUUGGCGUUUCAGACUCAGAUCGCCUCAGUGAUGGAGGUGUUCGCCAACGCCGCUGUGGCCGAGAUCUGUAAAGUUGUGGAGGUCAGUUACACUGAGCUACAGAUGGAGAUAGUGAAGAGUCAGAAGGAGAACACGCUCCUCAAACGGAGACUGAAGAUGAUCGAAAUGCGGGAGUCGUUUUAUAAACGAACCAACAGGCUGAAGGAGUCAUCAGGGGGAGAGGGCGGAAGGGUACGGGUGAAGAUCGACACAGUAGAGCGUGAACGGCGACCCACUGAGGAAACACUUCCACAUGAUACUGUAACAUGCACAUCUGCUCAACAGGAGUGUGUGAUGGAGUGUGUGGAGCAGGACGGACAGUCAGACCUUCUCAUGCUGAAACAGGAGAGAACAGAGAGCAUCAGUAAAGUGCAGGAGACUGAGACCAGAGACACAACAGGCAGAGAAAACAUCCUGCAGCAUGAUUCACUCCAACAACAGGAGUCUGAUGAAGAAUGUGACUUUCUGAAGGAAGAACAACAUGAGGAGAGAGGAGACGCAUCAGCACGCGAUGGAAGUUGUCCUGAUGAAGGCACUUCAAGUAUAGAAGCUGACAACGACGACGCUGUAGCUGAUGCAUCGUGGGAAAGCAGCAUGUUUGAGUCUUCCACACACAGCAUCCCAUACUCCGGACCGGACACGAGUGCAGGAGUGUCCAUUAAUGAUUAUUUCCUGCACAGAGACGCCGUGUGUUCUUAUGGCACCGAGGCUGGAUCUGUUAGUAAUGCGUCUUUUCCUGAAGGCCACUUUCCACACGCUGACGAGCGAAUUGCCUCUCAGUCCCACACCGGCCUAUUUAAACCAGAGAGGUUUGUGGUGUGUAAAUAUUGUGGGAAACACUUCCCCCAUACCAGUGCACUCGUCCUGCAUCAGCGUGUCCACACGGGGGAGAAGCCGUACUACUGCGCGCUGUGUGGGAAACGUUUCAGUCAAGCAUCCAGUCUGAAGAAACACUACGGCAUGCACAGAGGCGAGAAGCCCUUCAGCUGUCUGCACUGUGGAAAACUGUUCUCAGAUCAGAGCAAUCUGAAGAAGCAUGUUAAUGUGCACACUGGGGAAAAACCGUACGGCUGUGUGCAGUGUGGCAAAACCUUUAAUCAGUCAUCCAACCUGAAGACACACAUGAAGAUCCACACACGGGAGAAACCGUUUAGCUGUGAGCACUGUGGCCAGAUCUUUGCCUACAAGAGCAGUCUGGUGAAACAUCAGCAGAGGAACUGCCUUACUCUGCAGAACCCACUGCAGAACCCACUGCAACAGUUUUAGACCUUUUUAAGUCUGGAUUUUUUGUUCUCCAUUCGACAGUUUUAUAAAUAUCCUGUAUGCGGUUAGACGACAUCUGACCUGAACUCCAGUAACUCGUUCAUGUGAUUUUUUUUUUUUUUUAAUUCUCUCCGAAUGAACAGUAACUGUGUUCUUCCUUCCUUUCCAGAGAACAUUCCUGCAGAUACUUCCAGGCAAACACACAUUAAAAGCAUACACUCUGUCCCUUGCCUAGUGCUCUAAUAUAAAUAUCCUUGUUAAAGACCUGCAGACACUCUGUGAUGACUUUAUUAGGUUUUGCUGCAUUCCCAAGUGAAGUGAUAAAUACAGAAUCCAUUGUUUCCCUUUUAAUAAACAGCCAACUGUGUGUAUAAAAUUAUAGCAUUCAGUAUUAAAAUAAAUAAUGUGGCCACUGU
This is a messenger RNA of Tachysurus fulvidraco (yellow catfish), 2107 nucleotides long. RefSeq names its product zinc finger protein 271. The transcript is spliced from 6 exons. The record is from RefSeq and is a predicted model, not a curated record. Bases 354 to 1694 code for a protein of 446 amino acids. Gene Ontology annotation, molecular function: RNA polymerase II cis-regulatory region sequence-specific DNA binding; DNA-binding transcription factor activity. NCBI's taxonomy places the organism in Eukaryota, Metazoa, Chordata, Actinopteri, Siluriformes, Bagridae. Gene Ontology annotation, biological process: regulation of transcription by RNA polymerase II.